UUCUCUCCCCAAGUUCCCCAGACCUUCGCGACACCGCCACGGCACAGCACGCGCUCGCCCGCCCGCCGCACGCGCAGCUCCGUCUCCCAGGCUGCGAGCCCCGACCCUAACCGCGUGACGUGAAGGCGUCCAUGGCGCGCGUGCUCUCCUCCCGGGCGGCGAUCCUGGCGCGCCGCCUCGGGGCCCAGGCCCAGCCCCAGCCCGGCGUGGUCCUGAGCCGCCGGCACAACCACACCCGCCGGCGUGCGGCGGAGGUUCCCGAAGCGGACGCCGCGGGGCCGUCGAACACGCCAUCGGACGCCGCCGCGGUGGCACGGCGGCUGGAGGAGGCGAUCGACGGCGCCAUGGCGCGGAUGGCCGAGCCCGAGUGGGCGCCGUUCCGGCCCGGGACGUCCUACUUCGUGCCACCCCGGCCCGCCGGCGCGGCCCUGGGGAUCCUAGCGCUCGUCGGCCACGGUGGUGGGUUCGUGGAGUCAGCGCCGCCGCGGCGGGAGCUCUCCGCCGACGAGGCCCGCGCCGUCGCCGCCGCCUCCCGCGGGCACCCGUGCUCGACCUACUUCAUCGAUGGCCACUUUCCGGAUGAAAUGAAGAGCUCAAGUCUGGAUAGUCCAGCUGAAGAGGACUGAAUGUAAGGGGUUUCCUGCUACCUGUUGCACUGGAUGAAAUUGGGGAUCAAGAAAAGGUGCCCCUUUUCAUGGUCUCCUAUCACUUACUCCUAUUGUACAAAAGUUUGGAACACUGAAUUCGUGAUCUACUGUAGACCAUAAAAUUGUACCGAAUUCAUGUGAUCUUCUAAUUUUUAUGUAAGACUUACCAAUAAAUAAAAUCACGAUUUCGUGGUCUUUUCUGA
Molecule: messenger RNA, 850 nt
Organism: Panicum virgatum (switchgrass)
Lineage: Eukaryota; Viridiplantae; Streptophyta; Magnoliopsida; Poales; Poaceae
Exons: 2
Coding region: 132-626 (164 amino acids)
Source: RefSeq, a predicted model, not a curated record